Molecule: messenger RNA, 1581 nt
Organism: Xenopus tropicalis (tropical clawed frog)
Lineage: Eukaryota; Metazoa; Chordata; Amphibia; Anura; Pipidae
Gene: dtwd1
Product: DTW domain containing 1
Exons: 5
Coding region: 88-801 (237 amino acids)
Biological process (GO): tRNA modification
Cellular component (GO): nucleus
Molecular function (GO): tRNA-uridine aminocarboxypropyltransferase activity
Source: RefSeq, a predicted model, not a curated record
UAGAGAAAUAAAGCGUAGCUGAAUACGCGACCUCCAGUCUUAUCUCGCGGGAGGUGAUGAGACUUUGGGAAAGCUGGCCUUUAGGAGAUGUCACAUGAAAAAAGUGAAAGCUGCUUGCAAGAAAAAAAACAUUCAAGCUCCUUUGAAAGAUUUCAUGAUGGCACCUCCCUGGAAAACAAUCUGCUGCAGAACCUAAAGCUGUCAUCUCAAAGAGUUCUAGAAAUUGCACAGAAGAAAGGGCGGUCCAAGUGUCCAAAGUGUAACAGUUCAAGAAUGUUCUAUUGCUACACGUGCUUUGUGCCAGUAGAAUCUGUUCCAUCAGAUGAAAUUCCAGUUGUAAAGCUUCCCUUGAAAAUUGAUAUUAUUAAACAUCCAAAUGAAACAGAUGGGAAAAGCACAGCUGUUCAUGCAAAACUGUUAGCGCAUGAGGAUGUUACAGUUUAUACUUAUCCGUGUGUUCCGCAAUAUCAAGAUCAAAAACAUGAGGUAGUCCUUGUAUUUCCUGGUCCAGAUUCAGUCUCUCUCAGUGAUAGCCUACUGUACAUAAGAGGUUCUGGUGAUAUGCAAAAUGAUUCCUCUUGUGAACCAUCUCUCAAGCGUCCAAAAUGUUCUCAACAGUAUGACAAAAGCAAAAAUGAAGGUGUUGAGGAGAAGAAACCUAUGCAUUUUUUAAAGAAACUCAUCUUUAUUGACAGUACAUGGAACCAGACAAACAAAAUAAUAUCAGAUGAGCGCCUUCAAGAUGUACCGGAUUCCAGAGAUUUAAAGAAAACCAUGUUACACAAACGUACCUUUUCCUAACCCCACUUAGGGUCACAGUGUCUUGUAUCCUUUUCUUCACUUUAACCCACUGUUGUUUAGAAAUCUUGUCACCACCCACUAUAAAAAUCAGAAGGGUGUCAGGUCCCAGAAUCCAUCACUUUCAUAUUGAAACAAGAUAAGGAAGCAGUUGCCUCAGGUUGGGUUAGAAAAUGAUUAGUAUGCGUAUUAUGGUUUUCUAUGAAUCUGUGAAACCAGUUAGAGUCUGCAUAAAAAAAAAUGUAUAUUUUUGGAGGUUCAUAUAGUGUUUAUGCACUGUUUUAUUUACUGGAGAAGCUCAUAUCAAAAAGAGGGGUAUACUUUUACUUUAAAUGUCAGCAUAGUAGAUUUUACAUAGGCUCAUAAAAGACUACUCUAAUCAUAUCUGCAGAUCUUAGGGCAACUAGACAGCAUCAUUUAUGCACCAUCCAGUUGUCCUAUAUCCCCAUAAGGGAAUCCUGAGAUCUGGGUAAGGGAACUAAAAUGUACUUCUCUAUAGGAAUGCAUAGUGAAUGGGUACACCCUGCCCAGCUACAUGAGAACCAAUGUGAUUGGCCUCACAUUUUACAACUUUAAUGGUGCUGCUGUCAAAAUGCUAAUCUUUCAUAGGACGGUAAUAUUUAAGCACAAUUCUGAAAGCAAAUAUAAUAAAAUGGUUAUACAUUAGAGAUGGUUAGUAUUGACAGUCUGCAUAUGUAGCUACUAGGAAAGCCAUUCCUUUCAAUAAGGAACAGUCACCAUCCCAAAAAAUUAAAUACAGGUAUAGGACCUGUUAUCCAGAAU